UCUCUUCACAAGCUACUUAUGAACUGGACUUUUUCUACAUUUUGGGCUUGCAACAACACAGGCACUGCCCACAGGUAUUCAAGUUAUAGCAAUAGCUUAGUACAUAAUCCAUGAGCGCAACUAAAGCAGCUCUGUUAUGCCUUGGGGAGUGACAUUGUGUUAGGACAUUAACUGCGCCGAAGACCACCUAUCGUUAUAUCGAGAGGCUUGUCGGAUCUAGACAUAUGGCUAAACAGCAUGCUUGUUUUCUUUAGGUCGUUGCGCCCCACCUCGCACCAUUGAUCUGAUCGUCAGAUAUUCAAUUUCGCAUUUGCGAAUUUUCAUCAAACGCUCGCACAGAUUUUAAAGGGUUUCACUGCCAACGACCUUGUAGUGGCACGUCCAUCUGUAGGUCGGAACUGCACGCGUCUUGGCGCGUUGCAUGGCCCCUCAGCUGGAGAGGAGCGCUUCGACUGUGCGGGAGAGCAUGGCGGCUUUUCAGCGGUCGGCCUCUUCCGUGAAGCUGGAUUGUAGCAGCAAUCCCAUUUUGCAGCGGACGAAUUCCAUGCUAUCCUCGGAGACGAAGCUGAAGGCUGCCCCGAGCACAUUGGUGAAGGAUCAGGUCGCCAACCCUGCCAUCAGGAACCGGAACGUCGUGAUCGGAUUGCUGUCGUGUUUGCUGAUUCUGGCUGUGUCGUGGCAUUCCAUGUCGCCCGAAGGCGUCCCGGCGGAUUCGUUCGAUGCCGGGAGUGGUCAGUCGGCGUGGUCUCACGGGGGCAGGGCGAUGCCAUACAAGGAGUUCGUGCAGAAGAGCCUUGUAGGGGGCAUGAAGUUUUUGGUGCAGGACCCGCAGAUCAAGAUGACGUAUCACAACGGGCCUCUUCUGACCGGAACGGGUGGCGUGUUGAAGGUGAAUGUGAUAUUCUACGGGGGGUGGAGCGAGAAGCAGAAGGCCAUAUUGACAGACUUUGUGAGGUCUUUCUCGAGUCCGAAACCCCGGACGCUUUUCCCGACGGUGGCGGGGUGGUGGGCGAUCUUGAAGAACUACAAGGACAGCAAGAAGGUGCCCGUGGCAGCCACCGUAACAUUGGGGAAGGUGUACACGGACUCCAAGUACAGCUUGAAGAAGUCUCUGGCGGAGUCGGAUAUCGAGAAGCUGGUGGUGGCGUCGCUGAAUUCGACGGGGGUGGAUCCGAACGCAGUGUACCUGGUGUUGACCUCUGCGGAUGUGGGCGUGCAAGGGUUCUGCAGCUCUCUGUGCGGAACCCACAGCUGGACUCGGUCGCCGGCCACGCAACACAAGGUGCUGCCAUUCGUGUGGGUUGGGAACCCGGCGACCCAGUGUCCGGGGCACUGCGCGUGGCCGUAUGCGAAGGCGGAGUACGGUGCGGGCCCAAACACGGCUCCGUUGAAGGCUCCGAACGGGGACGUGGGCGUGGACGGGAUGUGCAUCAGCAUCGCCGGCUUGUUGGCCGGGGCGGCGACGAACCCUCGGAACAACGGGUACUACCAGGGAGGAGCGCUGGACCCGCUGGAGGUUGCGACGGUGUGCGGAGGGAUCUACGGCGAGGGCGCGUACCCAGGGUAUGCGGGGAAGAUUCUGAAGGACAGGAACGGGGCGAGCUACAACGUGAACGGAGUGAACGGGCGGAAGUAUUUGGUGCCGUUCGUGUUCGACCUCAGGACGAAGAAGUGUGGGCUGCAGGGGUGAUUUGAGGCACGUCGACGACGACGUGGAGAUGGCGGUGGCGAAGAGUGUGCGAGGAGAAUGUGAUGGCCUUGGUUGGCAUCUGUGCGGCUGACUGCCCCGAAGAGGAGGCGUCCGGGGCCGCCGAUGGAACGAAGGGAUUGACAGAAGGGUGAUGAGUAUUGUUGUGAAGUGAGCAUGAUUUAUGGACCCCGGAUUCGUUGAGGACGGGGCGACAUGGUUUUGUAGGUUGUUGAUGCAAUAAGUAGCUGAGCAGUGUCACACGCGAAUGCAGCGGGUGGAUUGCCAGCGGUUCCUCUGGCAUUGUGACCUCCACGGAUCGGUUUGACCACCGCCCGUCGUUAAUGCAAUUGGGAAUAUAUUUUGGCUUUGCAUUCUCGAGUUGUUAUGUUUUAGGAGGGAUGACGUCAGGAUGUUUAGCAGUUUGGCGUUAUCAUUGUAGAUUGCAUGAGAUAGCUGUGAGACUGAUUCGAUCGUUGUUUAGAAGUUUGAUUGAACUUCGUGUUUUGUGUUUUGCGACAACUUCCGCUAGAAAGCUUUGAAA
Physcomitrium patens is the source of this 2231-nucleotide messenger RNA. Its product is annotated as protein PHOSPHATE-INDUCED 1 homolog. Lineage: Eukaryota; Viridiplantae; Streptophyta; Bryopsida; Funariales; Funariaceae. The record is from RefSeq and is a predicted model, not a curated record.